AUGCCCGGCGGCUGGGAAAGAAUAAACAAUAAGAAGUCGACUCCGAAUAAAAAUGUCGUUUUUAUCAAGCCCCUGCCAGGUCCCUAUGAGAAAAUCUCACAGGACUAUCUUGAACGGAUUGCAGCUCAAUGUCUACCCAUCAUGAACAAGCAUCACCUCGCAGUUGUGUCCUUUGAGGAGUAUGAGCCUAAUCAUGAGUUCUGGGGAAGGAACUUCAAUAAUGGCGAAUGCAUUCAACUCGUCCUUAGAUCGCCCUCGACUGGCCACUGGCUUCCCUUUAAGUUCGUACAGAUGGUUAUGAUGCAUGAGUUGGCACACAACAAACAAAUGAAUCACUCGAAAGCAUUUUGGGCAGUCCGAAACGAAUUCUCCAACGAGAUGAAAGCUUUGUGGGGCCGUGGAUAUACUGGCGAUGGCCUCUGGGGAAGAGGGGUGCUGUUGGAAAACGGUCUAUUUGAUCGUGAGACACUGGAAGAGGGAGAAAUCCUGCCUGAGCACAUGUGUGGUGGAACCUUCAAAUCCCGAGAUGGCGGGAAGAGGGCAGUCAAGCCGAAGAUCACUCACAAGGAGAGGCAAGAAAAGAGAAUCAAGAAGAAGUUUGGCGUGCAUGGAACUGCACUUGGAGCAGACGACGAGGUCAAGGCAAAGCUGGAGAAAGGCAAGAGGACGACAGCUAAGCCCAGAGUUGCGGGAAGCGCCAGGGGAAGAGAGUUGCGUGCUGCAGCAGCCUUGGCGAGAUUCGAGGUCAAGAAGGAUGUACCAGAGGUUAAGGAUGAAUACUUGGUCACCGAUAGCGAGACUGGGAGUGACGGGGAGGAAGACUUCGUCAUCAAACCCGAACUCGACGAUGCCAUUGAUAUUAAUGGGGAGCGAUUACUGGAUAGCAAGGGACAUGGUAUGGUCAGAGUUUGCGAGGACGAAGAUAAGGACGACAAUGACGCAAAAAAUGAACUGCAAGAGCUCCUGAACAUUCCUAGUCGCUCCCAACAACCCUCUCAUCAACCCCGGUCUCUCAAGAGGAUGGAAACCUCCGAUGUUUUGUCACCAUCUACUCAUGCUGCAUCCUCGAGACCGCCGGAAGCAUUGAAAGGUCCCAUCCAAAAUACACAGCCGCAAAGUCGACCUAAAGCGAAAGAACCUUUGAAAAAUGGGGGAGGUAAAGAAAGCGGUGCUCCGAUUAUUGUUAAGGACGAGGUGACUAAAUCGACAGUGCCACAAUCCUCCAACCCAAAUGGAUCCUGUCCUGUCUGUUCCAUUGUGAACGAAAAACAAGCUCUUACUUGUGUGGUUUGCGCCAAUGUUCUUAAACCGAACUUCGUCCCAGGCUCCUGGCGAUGCAAGAGCUCAACUUGUGAAGUUAGCCAGUACAUCAAUGCUGGAGAUGUUGUUCUAUGUGGCGUAUGUGAAGCACGCAAGAACUUAGGUUAG
Molecule: messenger RNA, 1428 nt
Organism: Hyaloscypha bicolor E
Lineage: Eukaryota; Fungi; Ascomycota; Leotiomycetes; Helotiales; Hyaloscyphaceae
Product: WLM-domain-containing protein
Exons: 3
Coding region: 1-1428 (475 amino acids)
Source: RefSeq, a predicted model, not a curated record